Messenger RNA from Lingula anatina, 3804 nucleotides. Its product is annotated as TRAF3-interacting protein 1. Gene Ontology annotation, biological process: cilium assembly; regulation of microtubule cytoskeleton organization; intraciliary transport. Gene Ontology annotation, cellular component: ciliary basal body; axoneme; intraciliary transport particle B. The record is from RefSeq and is a predicted model, not a curated record. Gene Ontology annotation, molecular function: microtubule binding. NCBI's taxonomy places the organism in Eukaryota, Metazoa, Brachiopoda, Lingulata, Lingulida, Lingulidae.
GUUUGGAUAUUAUGGGAUGGAAUUCCGAGCAGAAGAAAAUAAUGUAGUGCUAUGUUGUGGAAUCAUAGAAGUUUUGACAAGUCCUUUUGCGUAAUUGGUGUACUUUGAUGGUUUUUAAGUGUGUUAACAGUUAGAGACUCAAGAUGAAUGACAGACUUAUAAAAAAGACUCAGGAUUCUUUAGGCAAAUUGAUAAAGAAACCUCCGUUAACAGAAAAACUGUUAUCGAAGCCACCGUUUAGAUUUCUUCACGAUGUCAUGACUUCGGUGAUAAAAAAUACAGGGUUCAUGAAAGGCUUAUAUACAGAUUCAGAGAUGAACUCUGACAAUGUCAAGGACAAAGAUAGUAAAAUGGCAUUUUUACAAAAAUCUAUAGACUUUGUUGGCAUGGUCUUGGGCCGUCAGUUGGAUGCUAAACCAGUCAAAAUAGUAGCAGGACAUGAGCCAGAGAAAACCAACGAGUUUCUUCAAGCCCUUGCAGAGGCAAUUGGCAAAAAGGUUAAUAAUGAUGAAUAUGUAGAUAAAUUUAACAAAGGAGACAGAAAGCCAUCUAGUGGUAGGAAAGACAGAGGGAAAGAUGAGAAAAAGGACGAGGACAAGAGAAGUAAAGAUAGAGAAAGAAGUAAGGAUCGAGAAAGAAGUAGAGACCGGGACAAAGAAAGUGCUAAAGAAAAGUCUCGUGACAAAGACAGAGAUCGAGAUAAGGAGAGAGACCGGGAUAGAGACAAGGACAGGGAUAGAGACCGGGACAAGGAUAGAGAUCGGGACAGGGAUAGAGACAAACACAGGGAAAAAUCUCGAGAUAGAGAUAGAGACAGAGAUAGGGACAGAGAUAGAGAUAAAGAAAGAGACAGAGAUAAAGAUAGAGGAGACAGGCAUGAUCGAGAUAAAGAAAGAGAUAGGGAGAAAGAAAAAUCUCGAGAAAAAGAUCGUGACAGGGAUAGAGAAAAGGAGAGAGAAAAAGAAAAGGCAAAUGAUGAAAGUCGUAAAGAAAAUCAGGAGCCUAUAGUAAAUGGCACAACAGAAGAGACUCAGAAUGAAGAGGAACCUCCAGCACGCAUUCCAAGGCCAUCCUCGGCCAAAGGGUCUCGAAGGCGGCACAAAGAUGGCAGAAUACGGCUUAGCGAUGGGGAGGAUGGAGAUGAGGAAGAUGAGAGAAUGAGACAGGAGAAACAGAAGAAAGAGGAAGCAGAGACAAAUGGAAGCAUGAAUGAAGCUGAUCUACCGCCCCAAGUUGCUGCGUCACGUAAAAUGGCAAGACCCAGCAGUGCUAGACCAGCGCCCCCUAGAGUGAAGAGACAAGAAGCUGUGACAGAAGAGCCAGCUAUGAGAAUUGGCAGUGGCAAGCCUGUAUCUAACCUCAUUGUGGAUGAUGGCGGAGAUGAUGAUGAAGAUGACACAUUUGUCGUCGAGGACUCUGCCCCUCCACCUCCAAUUGACCUUGACCCACCUACCUCCUCCCAAACUGAGGCUGAGACAGACGGUGAGCAUGGCGGUCUUGUGAAGAAGAUCUUGGAGACGAGGAAGGAGCUGGAGGGAGGCAGUCAGAUAGGACAGAAAAAUCAGACAGUCAAAAAGGAACAGGAGAAGCCUCUGAUCUCAGAUGCAGCCAGGAGAAAAGAACGAGAGAUGGUACAAAAGGAAAUUGACAAGCUACGGGGAAGCAUUCAAACACUAACGAGAAGUGCAAAUCCUUUAGGUAAAAUCAUGGACUAUGUGCAAGAAGAUUUGGACUCCAUGCAGAAAGAAUUAGCAAUGUGGAAGAAAGAAAACAAAGAGCAUGCUUUGGCAUUAAAAAGAGAGCAAAAUAUCACUGAAUCUUCAAUAGAACCCCUCAAAGUCCAGUUGACUGACCUGGACGCUGCCAUCUCUGACCAGCUUGACCUUAUCGCUGCUGUGAAGUCCAAUAUCGCUAACAAUGAUGCUAAGAUAGCAAAGAUGAUGGUUGGAGUUACCAAGUCAUAAAAGCCCUCUGGUUAUUAUACUUACUUGGUUAUUUAUUUCAAUUCAAACACUUACAAUGAAUUGAUGGAUGACAAAUUAGUUAAAAAGGCGAAUAAUUAUUUUUAUUUCCUUUCGCCAUGUGGAGUCACAUAGCCAGUGGUGAUUGCAAGUCUGCUAGCAUGAGCCCAGACUCUUUUUCUGUUACCAUCUCUCACCUAGUGAUUAUGUUUAAAACAGAUCAUCUAUGACAUGGUAUUAUAUAUAUGUACGUAGCAAAAUACACAACACGGCCUCCGGUACAUCAGUCAUUUUGCUUAAAGUUGUCACCAAGUGUGAUAACAGGGGUAUUUUGAUAUUGAGUAGUGCUGAUAAUGCCUAUAUCAGUAAGAAACAAAUGAAGGCAGAAAGUUAACCUUGAAGGACUACAGCUGUUAAUAUAAAUAUGUUGAAAAGUAUGUUUGGUAAUUGUCUCAAGUAUUCUGUUAUUUUUUAUUGUUGUAAAAAAAAAAUCCCUAGAUUAUUUUUGUAGAUCUGUCAAGAGGACAAUUAUAUGUUGUUCUCUGCUUCAUACUGAGGCAAUUGUCUCUUCAUUUUGUUUUUAAUCAUUGUGUCAAGUUCUUUGUCUUUUAAGAGGUAAGAAGCAUAAUGGUUGCUCUUCUUCCAUUAAAAAAGAACAUGCUGGGUGUUUCAGCAAGGCUUUAAGUCAUGCUAAACUUCAAUUUCGGUGUUAAUUUCACUCUUCCCAUAAUGAUUAUUUGAUCUUCAUUUGAAGCAGCUGAUUAGAAAAACCGUUAUUCCACCAUUCCAUUCCAAACACAACUUGACUGCUUUUUCAACUUAAUAGAAUGUUUAGUGACAGGUAUAAGCGAUAAGUUGAAGUGAAAGAUGUUGAAGGCCAGACAAACAUAUCAAAAAUUAAGGUGAUACUUUCAACUAAAUGUCCUUUAGCAUUAAAAAUUGUGUUGUAUGCUAAACAGUAUGUAUAUAUAUAUAUGAGGCUGUUAAUGUAUUGCUAAUAAUUGGACUAUCAUUUAUAUUUAUGUACAUAGUUGUCAUGCUUUUUUAAUUUGCUGAGUGUCUACAAUUUGACAAUGAACUUUUUUUUUCAUUCCGUCCAUACAUUGCCCAAAGAUAAUUCAGAAUUAUAUAUUAUUAUACAAUGCAUGUUUUGUACAUUACAACUAUUUAUAUAUCAUUAUUCUUCACAAUUAUUGGAUCGUUUGUACUAUUUAAAUCUAAUCAAUUUCAGUGUGACAUAUUUGAUUUAAGAUAUUCAUCUAUGCUAAAAGUUACAGAUCAUCAAAUUGUAAUUCACUUGUGACAAUAAUUUAACCUUUUUGUUGGUAAUUGUAAGCCAACUUGCAAGAUCUAUGGUGUUGUGUACAAGCCAGAUAGAAAACACUUUAUCUUCAAGUGACACGAGAACAAGUGCCCUUUCUGUGUAAAGCUUUAAAUGUACAACUGACAAUGAACAACUACUGCAUUUGUAAAUGGGCAAUCUCAAUUUGAGAUAUUUAUUUCUUCAAUGUAUCAUUGCGAUACCUUUCAAAUUUUCUUUGCAAUAAAAACACUGCUCCAGUGGCAGUUGGAAGACAAAACUGGUGUUAAAGUUUUGCUGGCAAAUCAUUCUGCAGGCACCCUGAAGUUCAGAUGAGAGGUUGAGAUUUUUCCCCUGACUAUCAGCAAAUUUCCGACUUUUUAGGAGCCAAAAAUACCAGUGGCAUUGGCAGACCCCUGGACCUCAUGCCAUAUUUUUGGACUUUUUCACUGAAUGGCAGUCUCAUCCCUGCAGAGGUUAGUAGAAACUAAAUCUGUGAAACUUGGCAGGGGAGGGUGGGGAUCCACAGGGGACUUGUAAUAC